Messenger RNA from Spodoptera frugiperda (fall armyworm), 696 nucleotides. RefSeq lists its product as uncharacterized. The transcript has a single exon. NCBI's taxonomy places the organism in Eukaryota, Metazoa, Arthropoda, Insecta, Lepidoptera, Noctuidae. The coding region runs from base 135 to 503 and encodes 122 amino acids. The record is from RefSeq and is a predicted model, not a curated record.
UAUUCAUUCGCACACCUACAGUCGUGAGCAACAGACGCUAGCAAACAACUCUCAAUUUAAAUCUGAAUUCCAAAAUCGAAUUCAAAAUUUCUUACUCUUACAUUUACGAAGAAACAGAAAAUCUUAUUGCAAAAAUGAAGAAGUACUCGAUCGUUGGAAACAAAAAGAAGGUGACGAUGGAAGUCAACCCAACGCAGCUGAAGAUCGUUGGGAACAACUGCAUCGUGAGGGUCUCAGUGAACCACGGAGAGAUCGAAGUGAUCGGCAAUGACUGCCGUAUCGAAGUGUCCGAUAACCAUGGCGUUAUCAACAUGGUGGGAAGUGGUGGUACAGUGAUCAUCAGCAAGCGAUGGAAAGGUGACCGAGUGCAGUUGGUCGGUACCAGCUGCCACUUAUUCGUGGCUGGGAAGGAGAGGAGCACGGGCUAUGAAGCUCAGCUCUCUCCCUUCAGCAAGGACUUGGAUGACGUCAUUGAAUCCAUCUUCACAUUUGUGAUGCGGUGAAAGGAGACUAGUGAAUAUUGGACUUAAGUGCUGUGAAUAGCUUUUCGUGUCAGUUCAUUUGAAGAAUUUGAAGAUUUAACGGUCGUUUUGUGGGACGAUGUGAUAUAGGUCUUUCUAAUGGCCUUAUGGAAUCCGUAGGAGAUUGUCGCGUUCCCUAUUGUGAUGUGUUUUGUAAUAAAUGCUUUGAAUUACA